AUCUCCCGGUGUGGCUAGCAGUUAGCUUGACUCGUUAGGUGCAGGUGAACGAUGGCUUCUCUCCUGACUCGUCGGCUCCAGUUUUCUUGUCUCCAUCGUUUCCUGCGGAGUUUUAACUUAAACUGUGGAAACGUCACCAGAUGUGCGUCUCUGGACAGUGCUCUCUCUGCGUUCAGGUCUAUAUGUGGUGAGGGUCGCGUCUCACUGGGUGAAGCUGUCAGAGAACAACAUGGAAAAGAUGAGUCUUUGCACAGGUGUUGUCCUCCAGAUGUGGUGCUGUUUCCUGGUUGUGUGGAGGAGGUCAGUGCUCUGGCUCAAGUCUGCCACCGUCAUGGCCUGCCCAUCAUCCCCUUCGGCACCGGGACGGGUCUGGAGGGAGGCGUCAGUGCAGUGAAGGGCGGCGUGUGCUUCAGUCUGAGGAACAUGGACCAGGUUCUGGACCUCCACCAGGAGGACUUUGACGUGACGGUGGAGCCGGGUGUGACCCGGAAGGCUCUGAACUCCUACCUGAGAGACACCGGCCUGUGGUUUCCUGUCGAUCCUGGCGCUGACGCGUCUCUGUGUGGAAUGGCCGCCACCAGUGCAUCAGGGACGAACGCAGUGCGCUACGGAACCAUGAGGGAAAACGUUCUGAACCUGGAGGUGGUGCUCGCCGACGGCUCCGUCCUACACACAGCCGGGAAGGGCCGACGCCCCAGGAAGACGUCAGCCGGCUACAACCUGACCAACCUGUUUGUGGGCUCAGAGGGAACCCUGGGCAUCAUCACCAAGACCACGCUGCGGCUGUACGGCGUCCCAGAGGCCGUGGUGUCGGCCGUCUGCUCCUUUCCCUCCAUCCAGGAGGCCGUGGACAGCACCGUGCAGGUCCUACAGGCUGGAGUGCCCAUCGCUCGCAUCGAGUUUCUGGAUGACGUGAUGAUCGACGCGUGCAACAGGUUCAGUCGUCUCUCGUACCCUGUGAUGCCGACGCUGUUCCUGGAGUUCCACGGUUCUGAGCAAAGCCUGAAGGAACAAGUCAACACAACUGAGGAAAUCACUCAGAGUAACAGAGGCUCAGAUUUCCAGUGGGCCCAAGAGGCAGAAACGAGGGAGCGUCUGUGGAAAGCCCGUCAUGACGCCUGGUACGCGGCUCUGGCUCUCAGGCCCGGCUGCAAGGCCUACUCAACCGAUGUGUGUGUCCCUCUUUCUCGACUGCCCCAAAUCCUGGUGGAGACGAAAGAGGACCUGAUUGAAAACAGACUGACAGGUCCCAUAGCGGGACACGUAGGAGACGGUAACUUCCACUGCCUGGUGGUGGUCGACCCCAGCGACCCCGAGGAGCUGCACCGGGUCCAUCUGUUCACUGAGAGACUCGCCAGGCGAGCUCUGGCCAUGGACGGUACAUGUACAGGGGAGCACGGAGUGGGUUUGGGGAAGAGAGCGCUGCUGCGUGAGGAGAUGGGAGCCACGGCCAUCCAGGUCAUGCAGGGUCUCAAAGACGUCCUCGACCCCGAUAACGUGAUGAAUCCUGGGAAAGUUCUUCAGCCCCGAGAAAUAUGAACUGAGUUUUAGUCAGUGUACAUGGAGAAUCUU
Pleuronectes platessa (European plaice) is the source of this 1572-nucleotide messenger RNA. It is a transcript of the gene ldhd, whose product is annotated as lactate dehydrogenase D. Bases 52 to 1539 code for a protein of 495 amino acids. The transcript is spliced from 11 exons. Gene Ontology annotation, cellular component: mitochondrion. NCBI's taxonomy places the organism in Eukaryota, Metazoa, Chordata, Actinopteri, Pleuronectiformes, Pleuronectidae. The record is from RefSeq and is a predicted model, not a curated record. Gene Ontology annotation, biological process: lactate catabolic process. Gene Ontology annotation, molecular function: D-lactate dehydrogenase (cytochrome) activity; D-lactate dehydrogenase (NAD+) activity; FAD binding.